Molecule: messenger RNA, 2610 nt
Organism: Labrus mixtus (cuckoo wrasse)
Lineage: Eukaryota; Metazoa; Chordata; Actinopteri; Labriformes; Labridae
Product: pleckstrin homology domain-containing family B member 2-like
Exons: 8
Coding region: 125-796 (223 amino acids)
Biological process (GO): regulation of cell differentiation
Cellular component (GO): membrane
Source: RefSeq, a predicted model, not a curated record
CUGGUUUUUCACUCCGAGGAGAGCAUCGUCUUUUGCUGAGCAGCUCACUUCCGGGUUCGCUGCAUCCUAGCGGAGCAUUUCAUCUUUCCUUAAAUCAUAAAAAUAAUCAAGUGCUGCCUCCAGGAUGGCGAUGGUGAAGAGCGGUUGGCUCCAUCGACAGAGCACUAUCCUGCGCCGCUGGAAAAGAAACUGGUUUGACUUGUGGGCCGACGGACGUCUCAUGAUCUACAACGAUCAACAAAGGCCUGACAUGGAGGACGACAUCCACAUGAGGGUCGACUGCAUCAACAUCCGCAACUCAGCCGCGUGUCAAGGUAAAGAGCUGAACCCUCCGGAGGGAAAGACCCGGGACACCCUGCUGCAGAUCGUGUGCAGAGAUGGUCGAGUUAUCAGCCUGUGUGCGGACAGUGCUGAUGAUGCUCUGGCCUGGACCAUGGCACUGCAGGAUGCCAGAAUUAAUGCGGUGGUAGCUACUCCUCAAAUUGGAUUUGCACAGGAAGCAAUAGCCUCUGCUCCUCCCCCUUACUCAGAAUAUGCUCCCCCAGCUCAGGUUUAUUCUCUGGGCCCAUACGGAGAAUAUGUUCCAUCUCCACCUCAGGCCACACAGAUCAUGUACUCUGCUGACGGACAGCCCUACGCUGUGGCUUAUCCUUACCAGUACCAAGAUGGGUACGCCGCCCCCGGGGUGAACCACGUGGUGGUCCGGGAGCGUCAGCGCGAGGACGGAGGAGCGUUGGGAAUGCUUGCCGGAGCAGUGACGGGUUUGGCGCUCGGCUCUCUCUUCUCCGUCUUCUGAAGUUUCUUUACCGCUCUCCGUGUUUCUGCUUCUUCUUCUUCUCUGUGCCGUCACAUGAGCCGGAGUGAAAUGUGUCUGUGGGGCUACAUCCAUCUAUGAAGCAUGAUUGUGAUUGGCGGUGAAUUACUCCCUCUGUGUCCUAUAUAUACAAAUAUUUAAAGUCAAUACUGUUAGCACUUUCUCAUAAGCCCCGCCCCCUUUGUGUUGUCUGAAUAUGAAUGUUAUUAACCAAAAAACAACAAUUACUCGCUUUUAAAGGACAGGAAACACACAACUUUCAGAUCCUCACACAUUUCUCCUUCAUAUAUGCAGAUUUAUCUUUUUUUACCGUUAUGUUUUAUGUUGCUCCGUGUACUGUACCUUCACUUUGUUUGUUGUGUGUUUUGAAUAUGCAGUGUUUCUUCAACUCCUCAGGUUAUUUGUGUUUGAGGCAGGCUGAGAUGAGAGGUGUGAACAGAAGAUUGAACAGUAUGUGAAACCCUUUUAACUUUGAACCCUUUUCACUCCUGGCCAAUAAUCAGUGGACUCCUAAUUUUCACCGAUCAAAGUUACCAUAUCUGUAAUGAGUUUACAUAAAAGUCAACAGUAGAAGCUUGUACGUUAUAGCUGCAGAUAUCUACUUGGAACAAUUUGACAUAUGAGACAUUCAUUUUAGUUUUAUUAAAUCAGAUUGCUCUCAGUAAAAUUGACAAUAUGGAGGAUAUGUUUGCAUGGAGUUCUGCCCAAUUCAAUUUCUACUUGAACUUUUUCCGCUUCUGAUUGAAAGUUAAAAGGGCUGAGCGUACGCACGCACACACAUGAAGCCAUAAUCACUCAUUUUGUAGCUUUUCUGAGGAGUUUGUUGUGAUUAAAGUCUAAUGACAUCACAAAUAGUUUCCUGUUUGAGGAAACGCUGACAUGUUUACCGUGCUUUACGUUUUAAAGGGACGUCGCUCCUCUUUAAAUGCCUGCUUUAUUUGAUGCUUUAUUUAAGGUCAUUAUUUCAUUGGCAGCUUUAAAUCAGUCUUAUAGUUUAAAACACUUUUGAUGUGAUUUUUUUUAAUUUUGUUUGUCAGUAGAUUCGAUGCAGCACAAAAAGUCUAAUCAGGUUUAUUCUUCUGUUGGGUCCCACUUGAGUUGAAACAUCUCACCUCUAUUAUUCUGUGGAUUAUAUUCAUUCACUAGAAAUCAGUUUGAGUCUGCUUUCAGUCAAAGGUACAGCUUAUUGAUAUUUAAUAAUGACACUAAUAAAUACAAGUAUUUCCUAUUUAUCAAACUGUCAGCUUGUGUGAGCAGCGUAACAUUGAUGUCAUUUUUCUGAAACUGUUUAACAUGUGACAUGAACCUGUUUUAUUACUCUUAUUAAAACUACUCACAUUUAGACCCUCGCGCGUUUCAAAUUCAAAUAUAUGAAGGUCAACUAAGAGAUGUAUUUUAACAAUUAAAUAUAUUCACAAAGCAAUCGACUCCUGGUUUUUGAUUUCAAGUUUUUUUAUUCAACCUUUUUUGUUCACAGAAUAUUUUUAAAGGAAAUAAAAAGUGCAAAUAACCGGCAUCAGUUUUAUCAUAGUAACAAACAAGUGACCUCAAUAAACACCGAAAGAAAAUGUCAAUACAAAGACAGAAUUCACACUGAGAACAAACACGCUUUCAGCGUCUUGACGGGAUCAAUAGUUCAUUACAAUCGAUCAGUCACUGACAGUACGAGUGUAGAAAACAUGCAAACAUUUUAGCACAUGAAAGAAUGAGCAAUGCUUAUAAAGUAGUGAAUGUAUAUUAUUUAAAUUUAAACAAAGAAACCCUGAAGGCACCUUUAGAAGCUGCUUGUCAUAAAC